CUUUUUUUGGGUCAUUUUGUGUCUUUUUUUAAAUCAUUUUGUGGUCAAUUUGUGUCUGUUUUACUUUGUUGAGGAACAGGAAGUGCUCUGACGUCCUCCUGCCAACUUGACGCCGUAGAAGAAGAAGAGGGGUGUGUUAGCCUGAUGCUAGCUAAUGAUGCUAACUGGCUGAGCUGAAGUUGACUUUCACUUUGUGCCAGUCUGGAGAAGCGUCUCUCUCCGGGAGCUGCUUCAUGGGAAACCAGACUAGAACCCGUCCUCUCUGUCCCACACUCCUCUAAUGCUGGACGGACAUCUUUAACACUCUCCGGCGCCUGUUUUGACAACUUGUAGCCGGUGGCGUGUUAAAGAUUCAGCCGUUAAACGCGUCAGACACGCAGGUAGCCUCCACGGCUAGCUGUUAGCGGCUAGCCCGCUAGCUAGCUAGCUAGCAUGGAGGGCGGGGGGAGCAUGCCGAGUAACGAGGAGCGGGGAGCCGAGAAACUGAUGGAUGAGUACCUCAGGUCCCUCGGGCUGCAGCGGAAGAAGAUCGCCAAGGACGGAUCCUGUUUGUUCCGGGCUGUGGCCGAGCAGGUGCUGCACUGUCAGAGCCUCCAUACUAAAGUCAGAGCCAAGUGUGUGGACUUCCUGAAGGAGAACAGAGAAAGCUAUGAGGCGUUUAUUGAAGGCGACUUUGAGGAAUAUCUGUUCAAGCUUCAGGACCCGCAGCAGUGGGUGGGAGAGGUGGAGAUCAACGCGCUGGCUGUCAUGUACAAGAGAGAUUUUCUGAUCUUCCAGGAGCCCGGAAAACCUGCCGUCAACAUCACAGACAACAACUUCAAGGAGAAGGUCCAGUUAUGUUUCCUGAACGGGAAUCACUACGACAGCGUUUAUCCCGUCAGCUACUUCAAGAACGCAGCUCUCUGCCAGUCCGUCCUGUACGAGCUGCUGUACGACGAUGUGUUUAAAGUGGACCGGAGCUUUCUGGGGACGUGCCAGCGGUCCAGCCGGGCCAACGACCUCCUGAGUGACGACAACAUGAACGCCUGCGUCAGCAGCGACGAGUCGGACAUCGACGCCGGCGAGGCGCUGUGGGUGGAAAAUGGGACGAGUACGACGGCUCCAAGACACCAGAAUUACAGGGGCCGUGGGCGUGCUCGUCUCCUGCCUGAGCGUGCGAGGCGUUCACUGAACCCGACUCUGUUCAGGAACGUGGAGUACGACGUCUGGCACAAGACCAAGAGAGCUCAACAGAAGUUGGAUUAUUGUAUCGCUGCAGGGAUGCAGUUCACUGUGGGAGACCGCUGCCAGGUUCGUCUUGAGGCCGGUGGGCGGAGCUACAGCGCCACCGUCAGGGAGGUUCCUGCCAACAACGGCCCGGUGACGGUUUACCUGGAGGAGCUGGGGACCAGGAAGCAGGUCCCUCUGUGGUGUCUGCGUCCUCCUGGCGACAGCAGCUGGAGCACCGUGGUCAACAGAGACAAGAGGCUCAGCAACGGACACGGAGAGUGGGAGGAGCGGGGGCGGGGCCGAGGCAGGGGGCGGAGCCUCCCAGGCUCCUCCUCCUCUGCUCCCAUGGCGACGGCGCCGGGCUCCGGCGGGCGCGUACAGAAGCAGAACUCGUGGCCUCAGCAGGCCGCCGGAGACGAGCAGGGAGCAGCGAGAGCCGCCAGAAAGUCUCUGAGCUCGGUGGAGGCGGCGUUCGGUCUGACGGAGGAGCAGCGUUUGGCCAAAGAAGAGGAGGAGAGGAACGUGGCGUUGGUGGAGAUCCAACUCAGAGACGAGCUCAGCUUCCCCGCCCUCGGGGCUCAGGGUGGGCUGCAGGGUGACGGAGCCAAGAGAAAGGGAGGAGACAAGAGAAAAACCCUCAGAAACAAGACGAAGAGUCCAGUUGAAGACGUCAGAGCGCCGUCGCCCUCUGCUGGAGACACGCCCAGAUCCUCCACCCCGCCACUCGCCUCCACCGCUGAGACCCCAGCUGGCCCCGCCCCUCCAGCUGGCCCCGCCCCUCCCACUGCUCCCACUACAGCCUCCGACUCUACCAGUCGCUCCUGGCUGAGCUUCGAGGCGUCUUCAGGCAACAGAAACAUGGUCUCUGCUGCUAACAGCCUCCCACCCGUCAGUGCCGCCCCGAUGGAUAAAACAAACGCACCCUCUUCCGCCUCGGCUACUACUCCGAGUUCUCCUCCUGCUGCCCCGAGCACCAGACCUCCUGCUGCUCCUCCCUCCGCCCCCCUCUUCUCCUUCCUCACCCCUGCCCUCCCUGCUGCUGCCUCCUCCUCACCCCCGACUCCUCCCCCGCCCUCCUCCUCCUCCUCUUCUUCAUCCCUUCCCCCUAAAUCAUCCGUCUCGCCUCCUCCUUCUUCUUCUAUCCCACCUCCAACCUUCAUCGCUCCCAUCGCCCCUUCUCCCGGGUUCCUCCCUCCCUCCUCUCUCCCCCGUUCCUCCCCUCCUCUCUCCUGUCUACCCCACUCCCCCAGUCCUCCCUCCUCCUCCUCCACCUCCUCUCUCCUCCGUCAGGCUGCUAAAGUCCAAGAGGCUGCACCAGCUUCUGCACAAAAUUCUUUACCAAAUAUCGGGGGUACUCUGCUCCAAAACCAGAGCCAGAUCUCUGUGUCCAAGGCCCAGGGUGGGACCCAGACCCAGACCCAGACCCGGCCUUCUCUGCCCCAAAACAUCCAGAUCCAGAUCCAGAACAGUCUCCCUCACCUCCAGCACACUGGAAUGACCUCUCUGCCACAGACCCAGAUCCCCCUUCAGUCCCAGUCCCAGUCCCAGGUCUCUGUCCCCCAACUUCAGUCCCAGUCCCAGGUCUCUGUCCCCCACCAUCAGUCCCAGUCCCAGGUCUCUGUCCCCCACCAUCAGUCCCAGUCCCAGGUCUCUGUCCCCCACCAUCAGUCCCAGUCCCAGGUCUCUGUCCCCCACCUUCAGUCCCAGUCCCAGUCCCAGGUCUCUGUCCCCCACCAUCAGCCCCAGUCCCAGGUCUCUGUCCCCCACCAUCAGCCCCAGUCCCAGGUCUCUGUCCCCCACCUUCAAUCCCAGUCCCAGGUCUCUGUCCCCCACCUUCAAUCCCAGUCCCAGGUCUCUGUCCCCCACCUUCAGUCCCAGUCCCAGUCCCAGGUCUCUGUCCCCCACCAUCAGUCCCAGGUCUCUGUCCCCCACCAUCAGCCCCAGUCCCAGGUCUCUGUCCCCCACCAUCAGUCCCAGGUCUCUGUCCCCCACCAUCAGUCCCAGGUCUCUGUCCCCCGCCAUCAGUCCCAGGUCUCUGUCCCCCACCUUCAGUCCCAGUUCCUCUCCCAGUCCCAGUGUGAGGCGGCUCAGGUCCAGUCCUCUCCAGCUCCAGGUGCCUCCUACUCCCACACCUCUCAGGCCUCUGGUCUCAUCUCGGCCCCCCAUCCUCACCUCCAGCCUCCUCACCCCUCCCAGCUCCCUCACCCCUCCCUCUCUCUCUCCACCUCCCACCCGUCCCUCCAGUCCCAGACUCCAAACCCCCAACAGAGCCCAUCAGAGUCCACCUCGCUGCCUCCAGCUCAGCACCCAGAGUCUCCUGCUCGUGCUCUAUCUCACCCUCCUCCCCCGUCUCACCACCCGCCUCCCCCUCAGCACCAGUCCACACUGGGGGCCGUCCCUCUGCAGCAGCUGUCCCAGCUCUUCCUGGACCCGCUGUACCCCGGGUUCCCCCAGGUCCAGAAUGGAGAAGUUGCUCCCACUCCUGGUUUCUCUUCUAGCAAAUCAGGGGACGACCUGCCGCAAGAUCUCAACGUCUUGAAGUUUUUCUUCAACUUGGGCGUCAAGGCCUACACCAUGCCCAUGUUCCCCCCCUACAUAUACCUCCUCCCCCUGCAGCAGGCCCACACCAUGCACCCCAAACUCCCCUCCCGCUCCCCCUCCCCGACCCCCCAGUACCCUCCCUCCAGGCCCCAGGAGGCGUUCCCUCACCCCCAGUACCCUCCCACUUCAGCAUCCAUGCCUCCUCAGUUCGACCACCAGGCCCCGCUCGCUGAGUCCCCCCACCCCGGAGACCCCUCCUUCAACCAGACCAGGUACCCCGUCACCCAGCCGCUGCCCCCCAGAAUGUCCUGCCCCUCCACGUGGCAGCAGCACCAGAUGCCCCCUCCCAGAAACUCCAGCUACCCAGUAGGGUAUCCCAACCCAAAUCCAUCCUACCAGGCGCCCCCUUUGUCUCAGGGCUACCACCCGAGUCAAGGCCCCGGACAACCGCCGUACCCCCCUCAAUACCCCCCCUCCUCACUGGGGUAUCAGCCUCCGUCCGGUCCUGAGGAGCUCCAGGUGAGCCAGGGGGCAGUAGAGCAGCGCCAGCCCACCAACGGGGACUCCAUGUCUGGCCAGGGCCUGGGCCGGGGCCCUGGUCCUCUGGAGGGUCCUGCUGCUGCUAAGGUGGCUAAUGCCAACAACAACAGACCCGGGGUGGUUCCUGGUUUUGCCCACAAGAAGGAGCAGGGAGACAGUCAGACCAGAGUGGUGCUGCUGGUGGACCCGCCCCUCAACAACACGCCCAUAAUCACUCUGGUUUCUAACCCUGACGUUAAGGACUCCAUCACCUCCAUGAAGCCCAGCAGCUCCCCGAGCUCCCCGCCGCCUUAUGACAUGUCAAAGACGGUUGCCCCCGGCGACCACAACCCUCCCCGUGGUUACCGCGGUCACAGGAAAUCACUUAACCCCACCAACACGUAUGAGGCGGGCCAGGUGGGCUACCUGGAGUCUCUGUCUGUGGGCUGCAGCACUGAGGACGACUGGAACGAGCAGGGGGGAUUCAAACACACAACCAUCAACCACAGAGGCUCCAGGAGGAGCCACAGAGGAGGAGGAGGAGGA
Messenger RNA from Centropristis striata (black sea bass), 4815 nucleotides. It is a transcript of the gene otud4, whose product is annotated as OTU deubiquitinase 4. Lineage: Eukaryota; Metazoa; Chordata; Actinopteri; Perciformes; Serranidae. The record is from RefSeq and is a predicted model, not a curated record. The transcript is spliced from 21 exons. Gene Ontology annotation, biological process: protein deubiquitination; regulation of protein K48-linked deubiquitination; negative regulation of toll-like receptor signaling pathway. The annotation marks the transcript as partial. Gene Ontology annotation, molecular function: cysteine-type deubiquitinase activity; K63-linked deubiquitinase activity.